CUGGAAUACAUGCGAGCAGAAGUUGAAACGAGUUGACAGCUCACAACAGACAUGUCUGCAACAAAAUCUGAUAUCCUUGUCGGAAUUAUAAUAGUAAGUGUCACCAUGCAACUGUCUGAGGCUCCGCCUCCACCCGGCGGAGGCGGCCCGGCCGUAUACAGCCGCGAGCUCGAGGAGGCACUGAGGGAAUCACUAUUCACAACCAACAACUACCAGGUUUUACAACGGCCGUCAGAGAAGGUGGAGGUACAGGUGUCCCUCAGUCUGCUCACAGUCAACGACCUGGAUAUUCGGGACCAAACAUUGUCCUUGACGGGAUUUUUCACAUUUUACUGGCAGGACUCGAGGCUCGAAUGGAGCACAGACUCGACCUAUGACAACAUCCGAUUCCUGUUCAGCACCGAGACAUACGUUUGGCGGCCGCCAUUGAUCAUAGAAAACUCAGUGGAAGAUGUGUCCAUUAUAAGUGACAAGAAUAUCCCAAUGAGAUUCAACAACCGUGGUCUCGUCACGUGGAAUCCGGCGGGGAUCUACAAGGUUGCGUGCGAGGCGGACACGCGCUUCUACCCCAUGGACAUCCAAAGUUGUAACAUCUCAAUCACAGCUUGGGCGUACACACAAAACGAAAUCAGUCUUCGAUUUAAGGACGAUCCUUUUGACUUGACGUUUUAUUCUACAAAUGGCGAGUGGCAGCUCGUGUCCACAGAAACCAUUCUUCCAGAAGCAAUCGCCCGAGGUGGUCAAAGCUUUUCUGGCCUUGACUUUCAGAUCAAACUUAGGCGUCGGCCCAUGUUUCACAUCCUCAAUACGUUGUUUCCUGUAGCUCUUAUGGGGAUAUUGAGCGCCAUGGUGUUCAAACUUCCGGCAGAUUCCGGAGAGAAGAUUGGAUUUUCGCUGACGAUCUUGUUGGCCUACACCGUGUACCUGACACUGAUAUCCGAGAACAUCCCCAGUACUUCUGUCACACUCUGCUAUCUGUCUUUGUAUCUUGCCCUCACCUUAAGCCUGGGGUCCUUGAGUGUCCUGUGCACCAUCGUGGUACUGAAUGUGUACUUCCGGUCGGACGUAGACGAGCCUAUCCCAGGAUGGUUGAAACAGUUGACGUCGAAGGUACUGAUGCGUGUUGCUUGUUACAAAAACAACUGUUGUUGCGUCAGAAUGAACGAUAUCCGGAUACACCCUGCUUCCGAAAUCUCGUCCACGGAACAGGGCAGUUUGGUUUUACAGGAGGUUGAGCAGGCUGAUAUAACAAAGAAGACAGUGAGAAAGAGAAAUAAGAAACUUGAUGAACAACCACUGGAGUCUGCGUCAAUAUCUCCUUCCUCGUCCACAGCAAUACUCAUGGUCGAAGAGGCCGGCGACGACCUCGACUUGACCUGGAAAGAACUCGCCGUCAUUUUGGAUAGACUGUUUUUCCUGUUGUUUAUGUCGACAAUACUUUUGUCGACUGCUACUCUAUUCUAUCUCAUCCUCGGGGAGUGGAUCAAUGUUGAGGUUUCUAAUAUCCAUGACGAGUGACGAGGAUCUGUUUAGGACUGGAUCAAUGUGUCGAUUUCCAAUACCCAAAACGUUUGACGUGGAUCUGUUUAGAAGUGGAUCAAUGUUGAGGUUUCUAUUAUCCAAGACGUCUGACGAGGAUUUGUUUAAUUAUCAAACACAUGUACA
This is a messenger RNA of Mizuhopecten yessoensis (Yesso scallop), 1665 nucleotides long. Its product is annotated as neuronal acetylcholine receptor subunit beta-2-like. Lineage: Eukaryota; Metazoa; Mollusca; Bivalvia; Pectinida; Pectinidae. Gene Ontology annotation, cellular component: membrane; synapse; neuron projection. The coding region runs from base 52 to 1518 and encodes 488 amino acids. The record is from RefSeq and is a predicted model, not a curated record. Gene Ontology annotation, molecular function: transmembrane signaling receptor activity; neurotransmitter receptor activity; extracellular ligand-gated monoatomic ion channel activity. The transcript has 6 exons. Gene Ontology annotation, biological process: monoatomic ion transmembrane transport; regulation of membrane potential; nervous system process.